Molecule: messenger RNA, 1284 nt
Organism: Pediculus humanus corporis (human body louse)
Lineage: Eukaryota; Metazoa; Arthropoda; Insecta; Psocodea; Pediculidae
Exons: 6
Coding region: 1-1284 (427 amino acids)
Biological process (GO): glycolipid biosynthetic process
Cellular component (GO): mitochondrion; plasma membrane; lipid droplet
Source: RefSeq, a predicted model, not a curated record
AUGGGUCGUAUUGAUUUGGUAAUAUUCGGAGCCACGGGCUUUACCGGUAAAUAUACAAUUAAAAAUUUAAUAAAAAUCGCGAAAAUGAAAAAUUUACAUUUUACAUGGGGCGUAGCCGGUAGAAAUAAAGAAAAAUUAUCAAAAACUUUAAUUGAAAUGUCAAAAGAUGAAGAUUAUGAUAUUUCAAAAGUUACUCAGAUAAUUGCUGAUCUUAACGAUUCUGAUUCUUUAAAUGCAAUGGCUAAGCAAGCCAAAAUUAUUGUUAACUGUUGUGGACCUUAUAGAUUUUAUGGAGAAGCAGUUAUAAAAGCUUGCAUUGAAAAUAAAACUCAUCAUGUUGAUGUUAGUGGUGAACCACAGUUUAUGGAAAAAAUGCAACUUAAGUAUCAUGAGGAUGCAAAGGAAAAUGAAGUUUAUGUUGUGAGUGCUUGUGGAUUUGAUAGUAUUCCAGCAGAUAUGGGUGUUGUGUUUCUCAAAAAUGAAUUUGGAGGACAAUUAAAUUCAGUCGAUAUAUUUUUGGAUUCUUGGGUUUCCGGUCAAAAAACGGGAAGUACAGUUCAUUUUGGUACAUGGGAAUCUGCUGUUUAUGGAGUCGGAUGCAAAUCAGAGCUUAAACCUUUGAGACAAAAAUUAUUUACAAAGCCUUUACCCGCAUUAAAGCCUAAAUUAGAAAGAAGAUUGCCUUUAACCAAAGUUGAUGCCCUAAAAGAUAAAUGGUGCCUUCCUUUUCCUGGAGCUGAUAAAGCUGUCAUUAGAAGGUCUCAGUAUUACUUUUAUGAGCAUGACAAUCAGCGUCCAAUCCAGGUUGGAACAUAUAUUGCUUUUCCAAGUCUAAUAGGAGCUUUGUUAGUUACUUGUGCAGCUGCAGUUUUUGCUUUAAUGACUAAAUUUAAUUUGGGAAGAAAGCUAUUACUUGCAUACCCAAAAUUUUUUUCAUUUGGAUUUGCAAGUCAUGAAGGUCCACCAGAAAAUGAAGCUGAAAAUACAUUUUUUACUUUCACUUUUCUCGGUAAAGGAUGGAAAGAAAAAUUAAAUAAUCCACUGGAUGCAGAAGGAAUUCAACCAAAUAAAACUCUAAUAGCUAAAGUUUCUGGAAAUAAUCCAGGUUAUGGAGCAACUUGUAUAUUACUUCUUGUUAGUGCAUUAACCGUCUUAAAAGAAAAUGACAAGAUGCCUGAAAAGGGUGGCGUUUAUCCACCUGGUGCUGCUUUUGCCAACACCAAUAUGAUAAAAAUGUUGAACGAAUUAGGAGUGAAAUUUGAAAUUGUGCCUCAAAAUAAUUAA